Arabidopsis lyrata subsp. lyrata is the source of this 5555-nucleotide messenger RNA. Its product is annotated as disease resistance protein RPS6. Bases 109 to 3186 code for a protein of 1025 amino acids. Gene Ontology annotation, molecular function: ATP hydrolysis activity; ADP binding. The transcript has 10 exons. Lineage: Eukaryota; Viridiplantae; Streptophyta; Magnoliopsida; Brassicales; Brassicaceae. The record is from RefSeq and is a predicted model, not a curated record. Gene Ontology annotation, biological process: signal transduction; defense response.
CUCACCAGUCACCACUGGCCAGUUUCUCGUCUGGCUUUCUCUUUCUCGUCAGAUUCUGAGACACAAAGUCGUUCUUCUUCUAAAAUUACUUUCUUUCACUCUCUCUCAAUGGUUUAUACAUCUUCUUCUUCUUCGAGCUCCUCUCGCAAUUGGGUAUAUGAUAUCUUUCCCAGUUUCAGAGGCGAAGAUGUCCGCAAAAACUUCGUCUGUCACUUUAUAAAAGAGCUUGAUCGGAAAUUGAUUACUGCAUUCAAAGACAAUCAAAUCGAGAGAAGCCGAUCGCUCGAUCCUGAGCUUAAACAAGCGAUUAGGGAUUCACGAAUAGCGGUGGUCGUGUUCUCUAAAAACUACGCUUCUUCGAGCUGGUGUCUUGACGAGUUGCUGGAGAUCGUUAGAUGCAAGAAAGAGUACGGUCAAUUGGUGAUUCCAAUUUUUUACCGUUUGGAUCCUUCACAUGUGAGGAAACAGACCGGCGAAUUUGGGAAGAUCUUUGAGAAGACAUGUCAACACAAAACAAAGCAAGUGCAAAAUCGAUGGAGCCGAGCUUUGAGUCAUGUUUCCAAUAUCCUUGGUUAUCAUUCUGUGACCUGGGAAAAUGAAGCAAAAAUGAUUGAAGAAAUAACGAAUGAUGUUUUGGGUAAAUUGAAUAUAACUCCAUCAAAGGAUUUUGAUGACUUUGUUGGAAUGGAAGGUCAUAUAGCAGAGAUGAGUUCACGGUUGUGCUUAGAAUCCGAGGAAGUUAGGAUGGUAGGGAUAUGGGGUCCCUCUGGAAUUGGCAAGACUACCAUUGCGAGGGCUCUCUUUAAUAGACUCGCUCGUCACUUCCGAGGUAGCAUUUUCAUAGACAGGUCUUUCUUGUGUAAGAGUACGAAAAUUUAUAGUAAAGCCAACCCGGAUGACUAUAACAUGAGGUUGCAUUUGCAAAGCAAUUUCCUCCCUGAAAUUUUAGGCCAAAAGCACAUCAGAAUAGAUCACUUGGGUGCAGUGAGAGAGAGGCUAAAGCACCAGAAAGUUCUUAUUCUUCUUGAUGAUUUGGAUGAUCAAGUAGUGUUAGAUACCUUGGUUGGACAAACACAGUGGUUUGGACGUGGGAGCAGAAUUAUUGUGAUUACGAAAAAUAAGCAUCUCCUUAGGGCCCACGGGAUUUGUUCUUUUUACGAGGUAGGCCUACCAUCCGAUCAGCUAGCUCUAGAGAUGUUCAGCCGGUAUGCUUUCAGGCAAAACUGUCCUCUUCCUGGUUUUAUUGAGUUCUCAGUUGAAGUUGCAAAACUUGUGGGCAAUCUUCCUUUGGGUCUUAACAUCUUGGGUUCGUACUUGCGAGGGAGGAUCAAGGAAGAUUGGAUCCAUAGACUGCAUAGGCUGCGGAAAGGUCUGAACAAACAAAUUGAGGAAGCACUAAGAGUUGAAUACGAAGGGUUAGGUAGCAGGAAAGAUAAGGCGAUAUUCCGUCACAUCGCAUGUCUAUUCAAUGAAGUGGAAAUCAAUGACAUCAAACUGCUGCUCGAAGAUAGUGACUUAGAUGUUAUUACUGGUCUUCACAACCUACUUGAUAAUUCCCUAAUACACGAAAGACGGAAAACUGUGCAGAUGCACUGUUUGGUACAAGAAAUGGGGAAGGAAAUGGUACGUAUACAGUCAAAGAACCCUGCGAAACGGGAAUUCCUCGUGGACUCAAAGGAUAUUUACGAUGUACUUAAUGGUAACGCUAAUGCUGAAAAAGUUAAGGGUAUAUCAUGGAAUCUAGCAGAUCUAGAUGAGUUGCACAUCCAUAAGAGAGCUUUUGAAAGGAUGAAAAAUCUCGAUUUUAUAAGAAUCUACGAUGAUUCAUUGGCAUUGCAUAUACAAGAAAAAUUGCACUUCCCACAAGGGCUCGACUAUUUACCCCCUAAACUAAGAUUUCUUAGUUGGGACGGAUACCCAAUGAGAUGUUUACCUUCUAACUUUCUUCCUGAACAUUUGGUUGUGCUGAGAAUGCGGAACAGCAAGCUAGAGAAGCUGUGGAACGGAGUUCAUUUGCCUAGAUUACUCGAGGAUAUGGAUAUGGAGGGGUCUAGUAACCUGACAGAACUCCCAGAUCUAUCAUGGGCGCCCAAUCUGACGACACUGAAUCUCCGCAAUUGUCCAAGUUUGGCGGAGAUACCUUCAUCUAUCAUGAAUCUCCAUUGCCUGAAGACAUUGACUCUUGAAGAUUGCACGAGUUUGGUGUCUCUUCCAGUCAACAUCGACCUGAUAUCUCUCUAUCGACUUGAUCUCAGUGGAUGCUCACGGUUUAGUAGAUUUCCUGAUAUCUCGAGGAACAUCUCAUUUCUCAUUCUAAACCAAACAGCGAUCGAAGAAGUUCCUUGGUGGAUCAAUAAGUUUCCUAAGCUCAUAUGCAUUGAAAUGUGGGAAUGCACAAAGUUAAAAUAUAUAUCCGGAAACAUUUCUGAGCUGAAACUCCUUGAGAAAGCUGACUUUUCAAACUGCGAGGCACUUACCAAAGCUAGCUGGAUUGGCCGUACAACUGUGGUAGCAAUGGUGGCAGAAAAUAAUCACACUAAGUUACCAGUGCUCAAUUUCAUCAACUGCUUCAAGUUAGAUCAAGAAACUCUCAUUCAACAAUCAGUUUUCAAGCACCUGAUCUUGCCAGGUGAAAAAGUGCCUUCAUAUUUCACAAACCAAGCUACCGGAAACUCUCUAGUUAUCCAUUUACUUCAGAGCUCUUUCUCUCAAGAAUUCUUAAGAUUUAGAGUUUGUCUCGUGGUUGAUGCUGACAAACCUAACCGCUCUGAGAAUGGCUCUAUUGCGUCUACCUGGGUAAGUUGUCACUUUACAUGCAAAGAUGGAAACUGUUAUGGUUCGGCUGAUUCUCGAAUAGCCAUUGACUUGCCACGUCAGAUAGAUAAUCAUUUGAUUAUAUUCGACUGUCAUUUCCCACUAAGCAAAGACAAUGGUUCUCUAGUUAAUCUGAAUUACGAUCAGGUGGAUUUAGAGUUUCAUUUCGCCAGUGACCCUUUGUGCAAAAUAAAAGAAUGUGGUAUACGGCUUUCUGAGGUUUGUCCAUCCCCGGAGUACCGACCGUGUAAUCUAAAUGUUCGUGCACAUGUUUGGGAAGGCAAUGAGAACAAAGCUGAUAGUGAUCUAGACAAUGAGACUGAAAACGGUGAAGAGACAGAGAGAAGCAGGAAACGAAUCAAGAUAACGUGAAGGAUUAAUCAAAAAAAGCCAAACUACAAGAAACGCAGGAUACCACGUUUAACCUUCUGCUGCAAGUUUUGAGAUUCCGUAAAGCCCUGGUGAGAUUUUCGCUUCAGAAUCCUCUGUCAACAUUAAAUGCAUACUCUAGGCCAUUUUAAGUUCACUUGUAAGUCAGAGCUUUUUGUCACUCUUAAGAUUGGCAGUCAUCUGUUAAUUUAUAACUGUCCUUUCGAUAUAAACAAAGACUAUGAUCACUUGGAUAUAGAGUUUAGUACUUGUGAGAGCUAAAUAAAACGAUGCGGUAUAUGUCCUCCCUUCUGAUAACUGAUGUUUGUAAUCAUAUAAUAUUUGCAAAUGUUUAUGAAGCGGAUUAAAGUAAUUUCUUUGGAAGCCAUACUGCCAUAUUGAUUAUAGUGACUGUCUCUCCACAGCCUGUCAAGAAGUUUUCAGGUAAUCGAAAAAUCUCGCAAACACAUCUCAUUAUUUUAUAAUAAAACAUCAAUUGUGAGAUUCUGCAUAUGAACAUAUGCUUAAAAGAAUCUCUAAAUGAAGUUUCCAGCACUAUUAUUAAUGCAGACUGCAGUUCCAAUAUGGUUCUUGGCCUCCUCUCAUUGUCCUCUUUUUCCUCUCUUGCUAUGCUAUUAUCUUAAUUAGGAUCUUUGAGCAGAUUGUUUUAAGUCUACUAUAUCACCAGUAGUUUUUGUUUGUUCAAUUUUUACUCUAUUAUAAUGUUCUUAAGUUAUUUGUCUUCUCUUCUCUUUCUUAACCUGUUACAUAUUUCUGAGAUUUUCACUAGAAGAAACGAUCUGUUAUUCUGAAAACGUUUUUGCCUUCACUAUUGAACCAGUUGGACAACAUACAGUCAGGUGGUUUUGUGCAUUUCUCAUUGCAGAUGUGGGGGCUGUAGAAACUAAGCAAACACACGAGAUCACUUCCAACUGAUCUGUGUUAGUUAAAAAUGUCCAAAAGCUUUAAAUAAAGAUGCUAGAGUUACAGUGAAAUUCCUGAAGAAGUCUCAAUAUGUCAGAUGAUUUCCAGGCUUUCUAAGCAAUAGAGUUUGCAGGAGGGACCUUGAUUUAUAAUUUUUUUCGUAAAAGCCAUUGUAGCUGUAAUGCCAUACCUGCUUUACUAAGAGAAGAGCAAAGACAAAAAGCUCAGGCUUGGUGUUGCUUUAAAACGCUUUUUGUGCUAGUACAAUGCAGCAUAUUACAUGAAGAGAUGUUUGCAUUUUCCCACGCUGUUACCUUAAUUUUUUUAGUAAGUUCAACAACACAUUCUAUAAAGAUUAUAACAAAAAAUAGGUGGUAUAUGGGUUCUUUAUGCUUUGAUGUUUUCAAAUACAUAUGAAUAUUUAAGAAGGCCAGUAGUCUUAUAGCUACAUGAGUUUUAUUCUGCUUAUAAGUCAAGCUUCAUGUUACAUUUUGUUUGGAAUGUUCUGAAGUUUUCUUUUCUUUUACCAUGGUGGAUAUAGCCAUACAUGGUUUUCUCUCAAUCUAUUACUGAAAUUAUUAGCAAAAAUUUCUUUUUAUUCUUAAUGCCGAUUAGGUUAUUUCUUACAUUUUUUGCAGAGAUAUGAUGUGCAUGUGAUUGAUCUAAACAAAGUUGCUAAGGUCAGAAAGGGUGGCAUAGUAGAAAGGUACACUGCAUUGAUGGUAUCAUUAGGUAUGCAAAAGCAAAUGCUGUGACUGGCCAGUCUGCAAUGCAGAAGGCGUACGGGAAAUGUUUUCAGAAUCUUCAUUAUGUAGAGCGUCAUGAAGAGCACACUAUUGCACACGCAAUACAGACUUCUUACAAGAAAAAAAAAAGUUAUAUACAUAUGGCAUGUACCAACAACAACGGGAAAGAAAGCUAAGAGAGUUGUCCAAACAAUCUUUUGCUCCUAGCUGAUUUCAAGAACAUCAAAUCAAAGGCGAUUGGUUCAAGGAAUUCAUACAAAACAGGUUAGGCAGUUUUGAAGUCCUUGAAUGGGGUGAGUGGUCGAAACCCCAACGGCUGGUCAAUAGAAGUCAAGAAAUAUCUGCUGUGAAAGCUGCUGCGUUCAUGCCUUAUGGUAUGUAGUGUUGAGUUUUGGAUGAAAAUCCAAUGUUUGGUUUUAGAUUAGUAGUGUGUUUCUUACAUCACAAUUCACAACCGAAUUCAUCCUUUACGGUCUUGGUGAAAAAUAAAGUAGUUAAGAAUACACUAUGGCUUCACCAAUUACACUUAGUUUUGGGUUAUGGUUCUCGUGCUCUUUUUUUUUUUUGGUGUGAAGUUCUCGUGCUCUUGUUAGAAACGUUAUUUGAUCUGAUUGUUUUUUUAUUCCCUCCAUUGAUCUGAUUGUAUUGGCACUCAAAAGUUCUAAAUUUCCUUGCAUCCAAUGAGAUCCUAAAAUUCCAAAA